AUGUACACAGGUUCUAUUCCUAUGGACCAACAAAAAGGAGAAGAUCUCUUAAAGUUGUUGAUUGCAUCUGAUGAAUUACUUCUUAGUGAACUUCAAGAAUUCAUUCAAGAAUAUCUUUUAACAAACAAAUCCAGCUGGUUACAUCAAAAUUUCGCUCUCGUUCAUCGAACUGUAUUCCAAAUCGAUUCUUCGAAAGAUCUUCAAGAAUUUUGUUUAAUAACAAUUUGUGAAGAUCCACAAUCGAUAUUUAAAGCUAAAGAUUUCACUUCACUCGAAGAAGAAACUUUAAUUUCUUUGCUGAAUCGUAGUGAUCUCGAAAUGGAAGAAGUCGUGAUCUGGGAUCAUCUUCUUGAAUGGGGUAUUGCGAAUGCAAAUCUCACCAUCGAUAUCAAUAAAUGGUCAAAUGACGAUUUUAAUGCACUUCGCGAAAUUUUAGAUCCAAUUAUUCCUACCAUUAGGUUUUUUCAAAUGAAGCCAUCGGAAAUUUAUAAUAAAGUUAGACCAUUUAAAAAAAUCCUCCAUAAAGAAUUAUACGAAGAUCUUAAACGUUAUCAUUUUCAAACUGGAAUGCAACUUAAACCUGAAUAUCUUCAAACUCCAAGAUAUAAAGGUAUAAAAUCAACUAUUAUCGAAAAACCACAUUCAGCCCUUAUUGCUCAUUGGAUUGAUGGUGGUGAUAAUAUUUCACUUCCAUCAUACCCUGGUGAGCUUCAAUAUGAAUUCAAACUUUUGGUCCGUGGAUCCCGUGAUGGUUUCUCUGCGGCCACAUUCCAUGAUAGAUGUGAUAAUCAAGGACCAACAGUUACUCUUUUAAAAGUCAAUAAUUCAAAACAUGUAAUUGGCGGAUACAAUCCACUUUCUUGGGGCUCUACAAAUUCAUGGCGUUAUACACGUGACAGUUUUAUAUUUCAAUUCAAUGUCGAUUACAAGAAAAAAAUGGUUGCUAAACUUGGUAGAGUAAUUCCGGCAUGCUCGCAAUAUGCUAUUAGUGAUUCACAAUAUAAUGGUCCAUGUUUUGGAGAUGGUGAUUUAUGGAUAACUGAUGAUUUUAAUUUAGCAGGAAGUUGUAGUUGUAAUAAGGAAAGUUACGAACAAAGUGUUGGUGAUAUGUUUCACAGAGAAAGUUGGGAUAGCUGGAAUGGAAAAAAUGGAACUUUUGCAGUUGAUGAUUACGAAGUUUUUCAAGUUAUAAAAUUAAGACUGAGUGAUCAAUAA
Messenger RNA from Racocetra persica, 1215 nucleotides. The record is from the annotation of a GenBank genome assembly. Lineage: Eukaryota; Fungi; Glomeromycota; Glomeromycetes; Diversisporales; Gigasporaceae.